This is a messenger RNA of Cryptomeria japonica (Japanese cedar), 1554 nucleotides long. RefSeq names its product putative receptor-like protein 8. Gene Ontology annotation, cellular component: plasma membrane. The transcript is spliced from 2 exons. NCBI's taxonomy places the organism in Eukaryota, Viridiplantae, Streptophyta, Pinopsida, Cupressales, Cupressaceae. The record is from RefSeq and is a predicted model, not a curated record. Gene Ontology annotation, molecular function: protein binding. The coding region runs from base 1 to 1554 and encodes 517 amino acids.
AUGGCUAUUGCUCCAAUUAAGUUUGCCUUUACCAGCACAGUUUAUACUAUCCUUUUUACAAACCCAUCUUUUUCUCUAUUCAAUUGUCCUACCCAAGAAUCUCAAGCUCUUCUUUCCUUCAAAACAGCCUUGAAUGUCUCUGAUGGCAAUCUUAGUUCAUGGGUUAAUGGAAGUGACACUUGCUCCAAAUGGGAUGGCAUAUCAUGCGAUAAUCUCACCAACCAUGUAGAGCGGGUGAAUUUGACUGCUUACACCAACCACGAAGGGCAGGGCGUGCAGAGUGGAGUCAUAUCUGCUACUUUGUGCAAGCUUCCUUUCCUCAAAUACCUCAACUUGAGGAGCAUAGGUCUAACUGGUAAUAUUCCUUCCUUGUUUGAUGUGUCCAAAAAUGCAUUGACUGGAUACGUGCCAUCUUUGUGGCCUCCAUAUUUACAGCUAUUGAUGGUUAAUGACAAUGCUCUAGUCGGCACCAUUCCUCCAAGUUUGUGCAAUUUGGAUCACCUUGUAAAGUUAGAUCUGGCAAACAACAAAUUGAAUGGCAAUAUUCCUCCAUGCUUUUCAAACUAUAAGGCAAUUCAGGUGUUGAAUUUAGGGGGUAAUAGUCUGGAGGGAAGCAGACCCCAUGGGCUAUGCUGCUCCUCUUUAAUUGUAAGAUAUAAUAAGUUAAGUGGAGCCUUCCCUCCGUCAAUCACUGAUUGCAAGAGAUUACAAGUACUAGAUAUUGGGCAUAACAGAUUUGCUGGGGAAAUUCCAUGGUCAGUGGGAAAUCUAUCAGCCCUUCAAGUGUUCAUGAUGAAGAGUAAUCAUUUCAGAGGUAGAAUUCCUUCAGAAAUUGUCCAACUCAAGAAGCUCCAGAUCUUAGACCUGUCAUCUAACAAUAUAUCAGGUUUUAUUCCACGUAACAUUUCAUCUCUACAAGCAAUGGUAAUACCAAGAGGAGACGGCCACAUGUUAUCUACUCUGUUGAACCCCUUUCAUAUAUUUGUAAGAGAGAAAGGCCUUAAUACAUAUUUUAAACUUGGCCCUUUUGAUACAUAUGUAAUUCGAGUUCCGUCUCAUGUUGAAUUGGACAUGACCGUGAAAGGCUUAGAGCGGCACUACUCAUAUAUUCUUUCCACGACAACAUACAUAGAUCUCUCAAGCAAUCAAUUAAAAGGAGAAUUUCCAGUAGAAUUUGGAAAGUUAAAAGGGUUGAGGUUUCUCAAUCUAUCAAUGAACAACCUCAGUGGAGUUAUUCCACACAGUUUGGGGGAAAUGAGUCAGUUAGAAUCAUUGGACCUUUCUUCAAACAGAAGAUUUUAUGGAAGUAUUCCUACGGAGAUUCAAUCUCUAACUUCAUUGGAAUGUUUAGAUUUGUCCAACAACAACCUCUCAGGCAACAUACCCCAAGGAGGACAGAUGAUCACAUUUGACAACACGUCAUAUUCUGGAAAUCCAUAUUUGGAAGGAUGCCCACUUCCAAAGAAAUGUUCUUGGCCACAAUUUUCUCCUCCCCUUCGCUCUCCAAAUGAAAUACAAGAUAGAAAUGAAGGUUUUAGAAAGAAAAUAUCAUGA